AUUUUUCUUUUUAUUGUUUUUUUAGUAUUUGUUAAUUUAUGUUUUUAUAUGAUCAUAAGGUCAUAAUUUUUGAUAUCUUUUUCAUAUUGUUGAUAUGUUACGAUCAAAAAAAAAAUUAGAUAAUAUAUAAACAUUUGACCAAUUUUGAGAGAAAUAAGUGCAAUAGAUAAAAAGUUAUAGCGUGGUGGCCAGUUUUAAAACAUGGCCAUUUAUGGCACAAUUCCCCUACUUGUGUCAUUUACAUUUUUAAUAGGGCUUUAACUUUUAUGUAAUAUAGGUAAAUUAAUUACUAAUUGCUUUUUUUUCUAGGGAAAAAAUUAAUUUUCUGCACCUGUAUAAUAUUUACAGAUUUUAUCAGUUAUUAUGAAAUUUGGUGCUUAAGAAUAUAAUUGUAAAAAUUAAGUUUGUGCAAGAAACUUUUCCUACGUAGCUCAUAUAUUCUUCAAGUUCUACCUUUAUUAACUGUGAAUGCAGGGUUGACAGUUAGCACGAUUAGGCGAUGUGUAAUAAUAUGCUGUAUUUUUGUAAAGUUUAUCUAAUUUGUCUCCAAUUCGCCCAUAUUAAAUUUAGGGGAAAAAUAAUAAAUUAUAUAUUGAUUCAAAUUUGUCUGUUAUCUUUCUAUAUAGACUUAAGAACUACUUAAAUUUUAUAAAAUUUCAAGAACACUAAAUACUAAUAAUUCAUAUGGAAUAAAUAUUUUUGGAAAAAAUUUGAUUUUUAUUAUACCAAUAUAAAUAGAUCUUUUUAGUUUAAGGUUAACCCAUCUACAGAAAAUAUAUGCUCACUAGGAGAGCUUGUAGAUGAAACUAAUAUUAUUAUUUUUUGGCAUAAAUGAAAAGCAUAGGAAGAUUCAAUAUUUUAUUUUUCUAAAAGGGUCUACCAUUAUAUAAAUUGGUAUCACGUCAAAUCGGCGCAGCGUCAAUUCAGCGCGGCGUCUAUUCCGCGCAGUGUUAAACAUAAACUUAUAAAUUGAAGCUAAAUAUAUAAAUUGAAACUUAAUUUUGGUUAAUUUAAUAAACAUUUAGACAUAAAUAAAUAAGAAUCUUAAGGAGAGAUUAUGAUUUUUGAAUUUUUUUUAUUAACUGCCAUAAGAGACGUGUAUGGUUUAGCAAGCCGGUCUAGCUCUAAAUUGACUAAUCAUGGUUGAAGUAAUAUCUAGAUAUAAUAAAUACUCAUAAAACUUUCCCAAAUUAUAGUAGAGUAUUUAAACUUUGCUAAGAAAUAAUUUACAUAAAAAUGAUUAUAUAUUUUAAUUGAAAUUAAUUCUGUCAUGUAAAAAGUUUUUGAAAAAUUCAUAAAUAUUUUAUUUUUUAUAUAAAUUUGGUAAUAAUUAAAUUAAAUAUUUCAACAGAUUUAUUGUUUAUAGAUGUAAACGAAUAAAAACUAUAUAAGGAUACAAUUUUAACCUUCUGGUAUAUUUAAUUUUAAAAUGAGAUUAAGUGGUAUGCCAAGCCCCGGGAUUUAUAUAACCCCAGUCUAAUCUAUUAUGAUUUGUAGCCAUUAUUAUAUAAGCCUGGAUGCGGAUAGUUGUAAGAAAGGUUUGGACCUCUAUUUCAAACAAAAUAUUUUGGCUAAAAUUUUAAUCAACCGUUUUUAAAAAUAGACCCAAAUCGGCCCGAUGCUAAGACCAAUUUUUUAUAUUAUAAAAACGAAUUAACGCGCAAUUUAUUUAUAUUAUGGCUGUUGAAAUUAUAAAAUUUACUAAUUGAAAAUGAUAUUAUAAAAGUUUAAAAAAACAUUAUACCCCUUUGAUAAAAACGAUAAGAUAGUAAACCAAAAUUAUGUUUAAUAUUAAAUCCCCCUUUUCCCGUCUAAUUUUAGACAACAUAUAUUUCUAAUAUCCCACCCGAGAUCAAGCUAGGUGUAUCGGGAUAUAGCUUAAAAUAUUAUAUUAAUUGUAUCUGACUAUUUAAAUCGCCGAUUAAUGAUUAUUUAAGGGGGAUCGCAUAUAAUUUUAAUUUGCAAUUAAUGUUAAUUAUUUAGCAUGUUUUAUAUAGUAUAUUUAUAUUUUCUAUAGUUGAUUUAUAUAAAAAUAAAAAAAUGUUGGUAAAUUCGUUUUUUAUUAUUUUAUAAUAGGAAAAAUUAGCCUAAGCAUACUUUAUAUUUUUUUAAAUGAUUAAUAGAAAUAUUUUUUAGAUUUUUAAUAAAUCUAAAAUGAGUCAGUCUUAAUUUUAAUUUUAUUGGAUCAACAUUAGUGUUCUUAAACGGCCGAUUUGGGUCUACUUUUAAAAACGGUCGAUUAAGAUUUUGGCCAUAAUAAUAUGUAAGAUUCGAGAUGGAAGUCCAAAAUUUUCCUACUGCGCAAAAUCUUCAGGCUUACAUAAUAUUGGCUAAUAAUCAAAAUACCUUAUAAUGUGGUAAAUUGGUCCAGCAAGGAAGUGGUAUAAAUAUUGAUUAUUAAUUUUUUUAAAAAUAUUAUUAAAUUUUUAAUUGAUAUCACACAUUUAGUAAAUAAAAGAUAUUUGUAAAAAAAAUGAAGAAAUAAUUAAUAGGACCAACAUUUAAAAUGACAUCUAUUUAAUGAUCCUUUUUUUAUACCAAUAAAUUUAUAAUAAAUUGCAACUGUAAUAUAAAAGCGCCGAAUUGUCGCCGCGCUAAAGUGAUUAUGACUAUGGGCCAAACUGACGUGGAACCAUAUAAAUUAAGAAAUUUAAAGGGGAAAAUAAAAAAUACCUUUAUUGUUCUUUAUUCAUUAUAAUAUCGUUUUACGUAGCACAAUUAGAUGAAUGUAUAAUUCUUUGCUUAUGUUUAUAUACAAUAAACGUAUGAUUCACAUUCUAGAAAUUGGUUCAUCUGAUUGUAUAAUAACAGGAAUAUUUAACCUUAUAAUAAAUGAUCAAUAUAAAUGAAACCUUUAUAAAUAUUGAAUUAUUGAAAAUAACAUAUUAAUUUUGGAUAAAUAUAACCCCGGCCUGAAUAUUUAAAAAAAAUUUAAGGCGCUGUCCUUGUAUAUUACAAAAAAAUAAAAUAAGGCCCGACUCGUGUACCCGGACCGGACUUAGGCUUGGGCCUACAUCUCUGAUUUAAAUAUAAAUACAAUUAAAAUUUUUAUAUUUAAAUAGGAAAUUACUCUGCAAAGAAUGUAAAAAAGUUAUCAAUUCUGACGCAUGUAUUUGCAAGACCUGUGAUACAUGGGUUCAUAAGUGUUGCCUCAGUGUACCUGAUAAAUCUUAUAGAACUUGGGCUUUAUUACAAGCACCAUAUUUUUGCAGAUAUUGUUAUAAAAUAGAAGACUCAUUUAUGAGAUUAAAAAUAUCCCCUGAUGUAUCAACGUCUAACAAUGAAUUAGCCUUAAUUAGCAUGUACUACAAGCAUCCCUCUCGUGAAAAUGAUAAUCAAUAUGUAGGGAAAUUAGAUAAAAUUUCUAAAAAAUUGCUUGAAACUUUUCGCCCGGAACUACUUAAAAGGUAUUCACCUAGGUCUUGCAUAGGAGAUGGAACUGCUGCUAUAGAGCGCUUUCAUUGGCAAUUUAUGGUGAUGAAAUUCAUCAUUUAUAUAUAAGAUGCGUAACUGCCAUAGAAAUGAUACGUUAUAAGUCAACAUACCAUAUAAAUUCUGCCCUAUAUAUAUUAAGCAAAAAAUACAAUGACCUAAAUAUUUGGGACACUAUUUAUGAUCAAUUAUUAAAGGACGUUUUGACGCUGAUUGAAGGGUGGGCCGAGAUGGCUCAUUUAUAUGCUGCAAGCGCAGCUUUACAGAUAGGAAUUGGGUCCUAUCACCUAAAUAAAAUGAUUGUUGCUCAUGAAACCAAAGAUAAUAAUCCAUAUAAUCGUGAGGUUUAUGGAAGAUCUGUACCUAUAUGGCAACCAGUGGGCAUUAAUAUUUUAUGGACAAAAACCUCAAUAGGGAUAAUGCUAUGUAAGCAUAUAAUAUAUCUGCAACCUGUAUGUAAGACAUAUAGGGUAAAGAAUGAUGAUAAAGAUAUUUUGGAUAUCGAAUGUGAUAAAUAUAUAUAUGACCAUACUUAUUAUGAUUUUCAAAAGUCUCCACCAACACUCUCUGAUGAUGGUUCAUAUAUUUCGAGCGAAGAAUUUGAUUUCUUAGGUAUAUAUCCAUUUAAAAAAAAUGAUAAUAAAACCGUGGUUAAAUCGAUACCAUAUAAUAUUACCCAUAAUUUGAAAACAUCACAAGCAAAUGAAUUUAAUGAAGAAAUAUUAAAAGAUUACUCAGAUAUUUCAGAUGAGGAUUUAUUGAAAAUAAUAAAAACAGAUAUAUUAGAUAUAUAUUAUAUAUCAUAUAUUUCACUUGAACAAACUGUGAAGUAUAUAGAUAUUGUUCUAAUAUAUCCAUAUAAAGUCGAUUUGACAGAUAUAAAGGAUAUUAAAUCGGAAAGGAUAUACGAUGACUAUGAUUAUGAAUUGCCGUCACCAAGAUUGUGGAAUAAUAAAAGAAUAAUACAUUCCACGCCUAUAAAAGAUAAAAAUUUAGUGGCUUUUACCGCUAAUAUAUCCGAUAUUUUAAAUGAAGAUCUUGUGAAAUAUUCAGAUAUCCUUUCUAAAGGUUUACAUAAAAAAGAAGAAUUAUUAAAUAAGUCUUUUGAAGAUAUGAAGGUUAAUAAGCUAAUAAAGCAUGAUUCCCUAGAUGAUAACUGUAUUGAUAGUGUAAUAUACACUAAGAAUCAUUGUAAAGGAUUUACAUACAAUGAAUUAUUGAAUAUGUUAUUGAAACCAGAAAAUAUUCUAGAAUCAAUUCCACAAGGGACUAAAAAUAAUACUUUUUUUAUUGUAAACAAUAGUAUUAAUUUAAAAAUGAAUAAGGAUGGUUUAAAAAGUUGUUUCCCCGAUGAUUGUGGAGCAUGGACAGGUAAAAAAACGGAUGGUAGUAACCGUUAUUUUGAUUUAGAAAAUGGCGAAAGAAAAGGUCCAUAUAUAAUGAUAGAUAAAGUAUUUUACAUAUUAAGAAAAAUACAUAAUUCCAAUCAUAGAUGUACUAUAAACCCUCAACCUAAUUUAAAUAAUGUAGUUUGCUUAUGUCAAUAUAGUUGUACAUUAAAAAAGGAUCUAAAAACUUAAAAUAUAACGAAUUGCACAAAAAUGAUGCCGAUUAUAGUAGCAAUUUUGCAGAUCAAGUUCUGUUAAUUUUAAAUAAUAUAAAUGAUUAUCCGAUAAUCAAAAAUAUAUGUAUACGACCUGAUAUAGUACUUUAUACUCGUUUAAUGCUUGAAAAUAUAAAAUUUUGUUGUACGGGAAAGCAACGAAGUAUUCUUAGCGUUGAUAAAACCUACAAUUUAAGCGAACUCUUUGUGACGCCUACUGUGUUCAAGCAUAUAGCUCUUUGUAAAACGGGGUUGAAAGAUAAAGUACAUCCAUUAUUUUUCGGUCCAAUAUUUUUGCACGGUAUUUCAGAUUACCGGACAUAUAAUAUAUUUUUUUCUGAGCUACAGGGUGUUUUUAAAAAGCACCAAAUUAAUGUGGAUAAUAUUAUUUGCGGAUCCGACGAAGAAUUUGCCAUGGUUUCGGCUUUACGUAAAAAUUUUAAUACUUCCAUACAUUUAUUAUGCACACUUCACAUGAGGAGAAAUUUGUCAAUCUCUUUGAAAAAUAGUCAAGGGGUCCCUAUGAGAUUAAGAGAAUAUAUAAGUAAUAUGAUUUUUGGUGAAAAUGGAAUACUAUAUUCCACUGAUGACAUUAUGUUUAGAAAAAAAAUGUUAAAAUUUCGAAAUAUUUGCAUAGUUAAUAAAUAUGAUAAAUUUCUUAAGAAUGUGUUUAAAAGUUUCGAAAAAAAACUUUAUGAAUACGUGUAUAUACCUUUAAAGAACAAGUUUAUAUCACAAGUUUAUACUAAUAACAACAGUGAAUCAAUGAAUAGCCUAAAGAUGAUGAUAAAAAAGGUUGUUCCUUUGCAUACAUUAAUAACCAUUAUCAAGUCUUUUACUAUGAAAAAGAAUUAGAACGAGCAGUAAUUGGACUAGGAGAUUAUUAUAUCGAUUCUGAUUUAAGUAAACAUAAUAGGGUAUCCCUUUUAAAAUUUAUAAAGGAAUCUACAGCUGAAGUAGGUUCAAAUAAUCAUAAAUCAACAACAAUCUCUAAAUAUAUUACAUCGUCAUAUGGUAAAAUAACGCUGAUGAGACCUAAAGCGUGAAGGAUCACGAAAAACAUAUGUGCUUUUGAUGGCGUGAUAGGUCAUGAGGAGAUAAAAUAAAUUAUUUAUGGCGAGAAAGGUCAUUAAAGCACUAAAAUGUAUUCUAUGACGAGAUCGAAUAUGGGACACCAAAUUAAUGCUUUUAUUGGGGAUAAAAACUAUGAGGAGACAAAGAUUUACAUAGUUUCGAUAUCUGUCGAUUGACCCUGGCAUAAUGGCAAUUAAAUCUUGGUAAAUUAUAUUCUUAUUUAUUUAUAAUUUUAUUGAAUAAACAAAAACAAUAUAGCAAGGUUUAUAGGGCUUAAUGGGGAAUUUUUUAAAUAUAUAUGACGCCUACUAAAUAUUUAAAUAUAUUGUAACCUGCCCGUAAUAUACCUCUAUAAUUAUUUGAUUGAUUUAAUAUUAGAUUCAAAGUUUAAUUUAUAAUAAUUUGAGAUAAUUUGUUAGGUAUCAAGAUAUUAAUAUAAUUAUAUAUAAGAUUACAGAUGAUAAUAUUUAUAUUUUCCAUGAUGAGAAAUGUGAUGAAGGCACGAUAUAUAUGUCCAUACCGAUAAAAUUCAUAGGGACAUAAAAUAAGUGAUUUGAAUGUGAAAAAAAUUAUGAGGGGAAAAAGGCCACCGUAGAUAGUUAUGUUGCGCUGAUAAAUUAAUAUGGUACUAACGAUGAUGGUAAAUUAAUUUUUUGUAUUAUAUUUAUUUUUCUUUAUAAAUAUAUGAUAUAAUAUAUAAUAUGAAUAUAGUGAGAUUUAUUAUGAUCGAAAAUUAGAGGUCUUCAUUGAGAUAAUUUCUAAAUAAAAUCGGCUACCACGUCUUUUGUUUUAAAAAUUUGCUCAUUAAAAAAAUUGUCCUACCACGCCCAUAAUAUAAAAUAAUUAUUUGUUUAUUUAUAUAUGUUCUAAUUUUGAAUAAUAUGACUUGACCCGCUCACCGAAUUAAAUUUAUUUUAACAUUUCUGUUACCUCUAUAUAAUUGAAUUAAUGUUAAAUGCAAAAUAUAUUUGUAAAAUAUUUUAAUAAUUUGAGAUAAUUUUUCAGGUUUAUAGAUAUUAAUUUAUAUUAAAAUACACAUAGUGUAAAAGAUAAAUAAGAGGGGAAUUAAUAAAUAUAAAAAUAUUGAGAUUCUUUUAGCCAUGGCAUACCACUCACUAAUUUUAUUUUAAAAAUAUGACAUUUUAAUAUGUUAUUAGAAUGAUCGAUAAAGAAUAUUAGAGGGAAUUGAUAUAUGAAUCUAAGCGUAAUUCGGAUCUACCUACCCGAGCUUCGAAUAAGACAAAAGGAUUUAUGCCUCGUAUGAAAAUUUCGUAUGGAGUUAAAAAGGUUCCCAGCAUGAUGAACAAAACAACUUAUUAAAUAUUUUACUAUUUUAGUUAUUUAAUUUUUUGAAAAUUAAUCAAUGUAUAUUUUGUAAAUUUAUGAACUAAAUUAAUUAUUUAUAAUAAAUAUAUAUAUAUAUUUAAAAUAU
Molecule: messenger RNA, 7541 nt
Organism: Gordionus sp. m RMFG-2023
Lineage: Eukaryota; Metazoa; Nematomorpha; Gordioida; Chordodea; Parachordodidae
Exons: 3
Coding region: 3522-5012 (496 amino acids)
Source: RefSeq, a predicted model, not a curated record